UUAUCUUAUAUAUAUAAUAUGUAUAAAUCUAUACAGAGAAACAAAAUAUAAAAACUAAGAAUGGCUUCCAUAAUCAGAAAAACUAUCCUCUUCUCAAUUUUCCUGGUCAUUUUCCACCAACUCACCACCUCAUCAGCCCAAACGACAAUAAAAGCUGCGUAUUGGUUCCCUGAGAGCGAGUUCCCGGUGACCAGUAUAGACUCCUCACAAUUCACAGUACUUUUCUGUGCUUUCGCUCAACUCAACCCCCAAAACUACCAACUCUUCAUUCCAUCCCAAAAUGCCCAAAAGUUCUCAACUUUCACCUCCACAGUCCAACGCCGAAACCCCAACAUCAAAACCCUCCUCUCCAUCGGCGGCGGUGCUGCCGACAAAACCGUCUACGCUGCCAUGGCUUCCGACUGGAACCGCCGUCAAGCUUUCAUCAAAUCCUCCAUAAGCUUAGCCAGAUCCAACAACUUCCAUGGCCUCGACCUCGACUGGGAGUACCCUUCCACCACCGACCAGAUGACCCAAUUCGGCUACCUCGUCGACGAGUGGCGCUCCGCCGUCGCCGAAGAGGCACGUAACACCGGCCGAUCGCCGCUUCUUCUAGCAGCAGCGGUUUUCUACUCUUCCAGAUACGAAACCGGUGCCGAAUACGUCGUCCUCGCCUUGUCGAGAAGCUUGGAUUGGAUCAACGUUAUGAGUUACGACUUCUACGCGCCGGGUUGGUCGACCGUGACCGGACCUCCGGCAGCUCUGUACAAUCCGGGAAGGUCGGUCAGCGCCGAUUCCGGCAUCAAGGCUUGGAUUCAGGCAGGUUUCCCGGCUAACAAGAUAGUUCUGGGAGUACCAUUCUAUGGAUAUGGAUGGACUCUUUCGAACCCGAGUAACAAUGGGUACUUUGCUCCGACGACCGGAGCUGCUUUUCCGGACAACGGAGCAAAAACUUAUCAGCAGAUCAAGCAGUUCAUAGCUGAUAAUAGGGCGACGGCGGUGUUUGAUUCUCGAGUGGUAAACGAUUACUGUUACUCUGGUAGGACUUGGUUUGGGUUCGAUGAUAUUCAGAGUAUAAGAACUAAGGUUAAGUAUAUCAAAGACAACAGAUUACGUGGCUAUUUUGCAUGGCAUGUUGGUGGGGAUGACAAUAUGGCACUCUCUCGUACAGCGUCCCAAGCCUUGGAUCAACAGGGAGCAGUGAGGGCUAAUUAAUAAUGAAGCGGUGGAGCCAGAAAAUAAGGCUAAUAACAUAUCUAUCUAUAUAUAAUAAUGAAGUGGCGGCAUUGUGUGUGUGUGUGGAGCCAUGUAGAGAAAUUAAUCUCAUUAAACAAUGAAUAAAUUAAGUAUAUGAUGAAGUUGUGACCUUACUAUUAUUAUCAUUAUUAUUUUAAUACAUAAAGUAUAUCAAUAAAUUUUUUGUCCAGAA
This is a messenger RNA of Cannabis sativa, 1408 nucleotides long. Its product is annotated as class V chitinase. Bases 61 to 1194 code for a protein of 377 amino acids. Gene Ontology annotation, molecular function: chitin binding; chitinase activity. The record is from RefSeq and is a predicted model, not a curated record. Lineage: Eukaryota; Viridiplantae; Streptophyta; Magnoliopsida; Rosales; Cannabaceae. Gene Ontology annotation, cellular component: extracellular region. The transcript has 2 exons. Gene Ontology annotation, biological process: chitin catabolic process; carbohydrate metabolic process.